AUGGCCGAUCCUAUUUCGACGAUAGGUCUAGGUAUUGGUAUUGUAUCCAUUAUCCUACAGAUAACAGAUGAGUGUAUUAAGAGAUAUAAAUACUUUAUAGAAGCUACUCACAUGCCCGAGUUGUAUAAGCAUUUGAGAAUCCAAGUUCAAAUUGAGCAACAGCGAUUUCUCGGCUUCGCACACGAAGCUGGCCUUUUACAUGAGAAAGGAAAAAUAUGCGCAGUCCUUGGCGUUAAUCACUUAAUACUGAAAGACGUUCUCAUCGCAAUCAAUACUCUCUUCCAAGAAUAUGAACAGAAAAAUAUGAAAUAUGAGAGUAUUGUAGGCCGAAGAGAUAUUCCUUGGGACGACUCAAGCGAACCUCAAUCAAACCUAGUACCAUUGCUACGCUUCGACUCCAUAUACGCCACGGAGAACAACAAUCCCGAGGAACAGAACCAUGCUUUCUCUAUAUCUAGAGGUUUUCGAAAGGCGGGAUAUCGAACAGCAACAGUUGCGCGCAAGCUUCGAACAAUUUUUGCGGAACCCAAACGCCUUGUCUGGGUAAGCGUCGACAAAGAGGAAUUCGAGAGCCUUGUAGAAAGGCUUCGGGUCUUCAACUCCUUUCUAAUAGGUCUUCUCGACACAUCGCACAUAAAGAGGUUAGAAAAUUAUGCUGAGAUGAAUUAUCUGGAGCUUUUACACCUUCAGGGCGACGUCCAGAGUCUGAGAAUCCUAAUUGAGGCUCUAGAUCGAGAUGCUAUUAACUUUAAAAAAAAGGUUGAUCCGAUUCUAUCUAGCCUUAUUCAAAAACUGUCUCUAGAGCCAGCUAUGAUAGAGAGCAUAGUAGAUGACCAUGAAAGCAGACAAUAUAUUCGAAGAUUAGCCAAACUUAAACUUCGUCACGUCGAGAUUGAUCAACCACAAGUUCUUGACACACCAAUCUUUUACGAUUCUACUACUAUGUUGUUGGACAUAUCUAUAUUCAACUUCUGCCCUGGAGAUUCCCUCAGAUGCGACAAGAAGAGACGGUCGGUAGCAUCCUGGGGAGAUCGCAAGGUGUGGGUUGAAUGGAUUGAGCAGCCACCACAUCGUCUAGAGGAAUAUGCGGCAGUUUCAUUAUCCGAGAGAAGGGUAACGAUGCUCACAAGGUUGCUCAGCGAGGAGAUACCACCAAAUUUCAGGGCCCCCAGAUGUUUAGGCUACACUAAAUCCCCAAUAUGCAACGGAGAAUUCGAUUUUGGCAUAGUGUUUGAAAAUCCAUCUGACAUGUAUCCAAACUCGAUGUGGGCAACCCUCCACCAUCUGUUAACUGAUCACCCGAAACCCUCAAUAACUACGAGGAUAUCUCUUUCUAGUGCCUUGGCCGAUUGCCUUUUUAGUUUUCAUUCCGUUGAUUGGCUACACAAAAGCCUUGGAAGUGAGAAUAUCUUGUUCUUUUACGAAGAUAAGGAACAAGUAAACAUCGAUAUGCCAUAUAUCGCAGGCUACGAUUUUUCUCGGCCGACAAGCAUACUUGAAAUGACGAGAAAACCUCCAUUUGAUCCAUGGUCUGAUAUCUACCGACAUCCUUUCGCUCAAUUUGGGGAAGCGAAAAGUCAUUACCGAAAAGCGUACGAUAUGUACAGCCUAGGUGUUUUGCUCAUAGAGAUAGCUCUAUGGAAGCCUAUUGAGAAAAUACUGGAUAUUAAGGACUUGAGGGAAAUAACAUGUCAGGACUUGCGAGGCAUAGCCGGGAAGCUGCGAGGACUGCCAGACGCCGCCGGCGAAACUACCAGCAACAUUCGAACACCCAUAGAGGAUAUUGCGAAUGAAUGUGGCAAUUCAUAUCGUGACAUCGUGGAGAUGUGUCUCAAAGCAAAUGAGGCAGAGAACCCGGCAUAUAUAGGAGAGUCAUCUGCCUCCAUCAAGACUAGGUUACGGAUGAUGUUCAGGGAGCAAAUCACAGACAAGCUUAGGACGCUGAAGGAAGUUCUAAGCAGUUCAAAAUAAGAGAUUCGGUUCAUCAGAGGCUUGAGAUCAUACUGCUCAAGACCUAGCACGAAGAAAGAGGAUGGCAGAGGACACGAAGGGUCGGGAAAUUUGGUACGGACCAAGCUAGUAGGGAAGAUUGAAGUUUUAGAACCCUGUCUUUAUUGUUUACAUAGUGAAUCGUAGUAUAGUGUUUUGUUCUCUUAGCAUGGACCUUACGUCAUCAUGCUGACUGAUCACUCAUCGAUGGACUUCUUAUAGAAGUUCGUCAAGGUCUCUCACCUUGGACCUCACCACCUUCUUUAGCACCUACACUACUAUAUACACUCUUUACACCUA
This is a messenger RNA of Annulohypoxylon maeteangense, 2289 nucleotides long. Its product is annotated as prion-inhibition and propagation-domain-containing protein. NCBI's taxonomy places the organism in Eukaryota, Fungi, Ascomycota, Sordariomycetes, Xylariales, Hypoxylaceae. The coding region runs from base 1 to 1971 and encodes 656 amino acids. The transcript is spliced from 2 exons. The record is from RefSeq and is a predicted model, not a curated record.